AUGGAUCACAAUCAUGGCGGUCCGGACGACAUGGAGAUGGCAUGCCCGAUGCAGAUGUCGUUCCAUGGUGGCAGCUGCGAAGUGAUCCUCUUCCCCAGUUGGGCUACGACCGAGGCCGGUGCAUUCGUUGGGGCGACCAUCGGGUUCUUCCUGCUCGCGUUCGCCUACGAGGGUCUCAAAUACGGCCGCGAACUGCUGCACGUCUCCGAUGCAUCGAAACGCGGCACCGCUGCCAACGAUAAGCGUACGCUCCGGCAAGCGCUGCUCAGUCGCAUCCAUCUCGUGCAGACGCUGCUGCACCUGCUACAGGUAAGCGUCUCCUACAUCCUGAUGCUGAUCGUCAUGACGUACAACUAUUGGCUGUGUCUUGCGGUGGUACUGGGUGCCAUGUGUGGCUACUACGUGUUUGGAUGGGUCCGGAACAGCUCCGUCGAUCCAACCGAGCACUGCAACUGA
Molecule: messenger RNA, 456 nt
Organism: Anopheles marshallii
Lineage: Eukaryota; Metazoa; Arthropoda; Insecta; Diptera; Culicidae
Gene: Ctr1B
Product: high affinity copper uptake protein 1
Exons: 3
Coding region: 1-456 (151 amino acids)
Biological process (GO): copper ion transmembrane transport
Cellular component (GO): membrane
Molecular function (GO): copper ion transmembrane transporter activity
Source: RefSeq, a predicted model, not a curated record